AUGUAUCAGAGUUGCUUUCACAACGGUUUCAUUGGACCUGCAUGUCGACAGCUCUGUGCUCAAUGUCCACCAAACCAGUCCAGUUCAUGCAAGAUUUGCGCUGCAUGCAGGGAACAUGGAAUAAGCGGUUCUCGAGAUCAAGAAUCCACUAGAGCUCCUGAGCAGCCUAAAGGAAGUUCGCCAACGCCCUAUCAGCAAACCACACGAACUCCAGCGCAACCAAAUAAAGUCACUUCUAUACCACCCGGUCAGGAAUCCACUCCUCCUGGGCAAACUGGAGAAGGAAGCUCUUUACCACCUGAUCAGCAACCCUCAAGUUGGCCGAAUCGCACAAUUAAAUUUAAAGGCUUCAAUGAAGGUGGUAAGGGUCUCAAAGAUCAGGAAGGAACUGAGCCCAAGGAAGGCAGUUCGCUGUCACCUGAUCAGCAACCCUCAAGUUGGCCGAAUCGCACAAUUAAAUUUAAAGGCUUCAAUGAAGGUGGUAAGGGUCUCAAAGAUCAGGAAGGAACUGAGCCCAAGGAAGGCAGUUCGCUGUCACCUGAUCAGCAACCCUCAAGUUGGCCGAAUCGCACAAUUAAAUUUAAAGGCUUCAAUGAAGGUGGUAAGGGUCUCAAAGAUCAGGAAGGAACUGAGCUCAAGGAAGGCAGUUCGCUGUCACCUGAUCAGCAACCCUCAAGUUGGCCGAAUCGCACAAUUAAAUUUAAAGGCUUCAAUGAAGGUGGUAAGGGUCUCAAAGAUCAGGAAGGAACUGAGCUCAAGGAAGGCAGUUCGCUGUCACCUGGUCAGGAAUCCACUCCUCCUGGGCAAACUGGAGAAGGAAGCUCUUUACCACCUGGUCAGAAAUCCACUCCUCCUGGGCAAACUGGAGAAGGAAGCUCUCUACCACCUGGUCAGGAAUCCACUCCUCCUGGGCAAACUGGAGAAGGAAGCUCUUUAUCACCUGGUCAGGAAUCCACUCCGCCUGGGCAAACUGGAGAAGGAAGCUCUUUAUCACCUGGUCAAGAAUCCACUCCUCCUGGGCAAACUGGAGAAGGAAGCUCUCUACCACCUGGUCAGGAAUCCACUCCUCCUGGGCAAACUGGAGAAGGAAGCUCUUUAUCACCUGGUCAAGAAUCCACUCCUCCUGGGCAAACUGGAGAAGGAAGCUCUCUACCACCUGAUCAGCAACCCUCAAGUUGGCCGAAUCGCACAAUUAAAUUUAAAGGCUUCAAUGAAGGUGGUAAGGGUCUCAAAGAUCAGGAAGGAACUGAGCUCAAGGAAGGCAGUUCGCUGUCACCUGGUCAGGAAUCCACUCCUCCUGGGCAAACUGGAGAAGGAAGCUCUUUACCACCAGGUCAGAAAUCCACUCCUCCUGGGCAAACUGGAGAAGGAAGCUCUCUACCACCUGGUCAGGAAUCCACUCCUCCUGGGCAAACUGGAGAAGGAAGCUCUUUAUCACCUGGUCAGGAAUCCACUCCGCCUGGGCAAACUGGAGAAGGAAGCUCUUUAUCACCUGGUCAGAAAUCCACUCCUCCUGGGCAAACUGGAGAAGGAAGCUCUUUACCACCUGGUCAGAAAUCCACUCCUCCUGGGCAAACUGGAGAAGGAAGCUCUUUAUCACCUGGUCAGGAAUCCACUCCGCCUGGGCAAACUGGAGAAGGAAGCUCUUUAUCACCUGGUCAGGAAUCCACUCCGCCUGGGCAAACUGGAGAAGGAAGCUCUUUAUCACCUGGUCAAGAAUCCACUCCUCCUGGGCAAACUGGAGAAGGAAGCUCUUUAUCACCUGGUCAGGAAUCCACUCCGCCUGGGCAAACUGGAGAAGGAAGCUCUUUAUCACCUGGUCAAGAAUCCACUCCUCCUGGGCAAACUGGAGAAGGAAGCUCUCUACCACCUGGUCAGGAAUCCACUCCUCCUGGGCAAACUGGAGAAGGAAGCUCUUUAUCACCUGGUCAAGAAUCCACUCCUCCUGGGCAAACUGGAGAAGGAAGCUCUCUACCACCUGAUCAGCAACCCUCAAGUUGGCCGAAUCGCACAAUUAAAUUUAAAGGCUUCAAUGAAGGUGGUAAGGGUCUCAAAGAUCAGGAAGGAACUGAGCUCAAGGAAGGCAGUUCGCUGUCACCUGGUCAGGAAUCCACUCCUCCUGGGCAAACUGGAGAAGGAAGCUCUUUACCACCAGGUCAGAAAUCCACUCCUCCUGGGCAAACUGGAGAAGGAAGCUCUCUACCACCUGGUCAGGAAUCCACUCCUCCUGGGCAAACUGGAGAAGGAAGCUCUUUAUCACCUGGUCAGGAAUCCACUCCGCCUGGGCAAACUGGAGAAGGAAGCUCUUUAUCACCUGGUCAGAAAUCCACUCCUCCUGGGCAAACUGGAGAAGGAAGCUCUUUAUCACCUGGUCAGGAAUCCACUCCGCCUGGGCAAACUGGAGAAGGAAGCUCUUUAUCACCUGGUCAGGAAUCCACUCCGCCUGGGCAAACUGGAGAAGGAAGCUCUUUAUCACCUGGUCAAGAAUCCACUCCUCCUGGGCAAACUGGAGAAGGAAGCUCUUUAUCACCUGGUCAGGAAUCCACUCCGCCUGGGCAAACUGGAGAAGGAAGCUCUUUAUCACCUGGUCAAGAAUCCACUCCUCCUGGGCAAACUGGAGAAGGAAGCUCUUUACCACCUGGUCAGAAAUCCACUCCUCCUGGGCAAACUGGAGAAGGAAGCUCUUUAUCACCUGGUCAGGAAUCCACUCCGCCUGGGCAAACUGGAGAAGGAAGCUCUUUAUCACCUGGUCAGGAAUCCACUCCUCCUGGGCAAACUGGAGAAGGAAGCUCUUUACCACCUGGUCAGAAAUCCACUCUUCCUGGGCAAACUGGAGAAGGAAGCUCUCUACCUCCUGGUCAGGAAUCCACUCCUCCUGGGCAAACUGGAGAAGGAAGCUCUUUAUCACCUGGUCAGGAAUCCACUCCGCCUGGGCAAACUGGAGAAGGAAGCUCUUUAUCACCUGGUCAGGAAUCCACUCCGCCUGGGCAAACUGGAGAAGGAAGCUCUUUAUCACCUGGUCAAGAAUCCACUCCUCCUGGGCAAACUGGAGAAGGAAGCUCUUUAUCACCUGGUCAGGAAUCCACUCCGCCUGGGCAAACUGGAGAAGGAAGCUCUCUACCACCUGAUCAGCAACCCUCAAGUUGGCCGAAUCGCACAAUUAAAUUUAAAGGCUUCAAUGAAGGUGGUAAGGGUCUCAAAGAUCAGGAAGGAACUGAGCCCAAGGAAGGCAGUUCGCUGUCACCUGGUCAGGAAUCCACUCCGCCUGGGCAAACUGGAGAAGGAAGCUCUUUACCACCUGGUCAGAAAUCCACUCUUCCUGGGCAAACUGGAGAAGGAAGCUCUCUACCUCCUGGUCAGACAUCCACUCCUCCUGGGCAAACUGGAGAAGGAAGCUCUUUAUCACCUGGUCAGGAAUCCACUCCGCCUGGGCAAACUGGAGAAGGAAGCUCUUUAUCACCUGGUCAGGAAUCCACUCCGCCUGGGCAAACUGGAGAAGGAAGCUCUUUAUCACCUGGUCAAGAAUCCACUCCUCCUGGGCAAACUGGAGAAGGAAGCUCUUUAUCACCUGGUCAGGAAUCCACUCCGCCUGGGCAAACUGGAGAAGGAAGCUCUCUACCACCUGAUCAGCAACCCUCAAGUUGGCCGAAUCGCACAAUUAAAUUUAAAGGCUUCAAUGAAGGUGGUAAGGGUCUCAAAGAUCAGGAAGGAACUGAGCCCAAGGAAGGCAGUUCGCUGUCACCUGGUCAGGAAUCCACUCCUCCUGGGCAAACUGGAGAAGGAAGUUCUUUACCACCUGGUCAGAAAUCCACUCCUCCUGGGCAAACUGGAGAAGGAAGCUCUCUACCACCUGGUCAGGAAUCCACUCCUCCUGGGCAAACUGGAGAAGGAAGCUCUUUAUCACCUGGUCAGGAAUCCACUCCGCCUGGGCAAACUGGAGAAGGAAGCUCUUUAUCACCUGGUCAGGAAUCCACUCCGCCUGGGCAAAGUGGAGAAGGAAGCUCUUUAUCACCUGGUCAGGAAUCCACUCCUCCUGGGCAAACUGGAGAAGGAAGCUCUUUACCACCUGGUCAGAAAUCCACUCCUCCUGGGCAAACUGGAGAAGGAAGCUCUCUACCACCUGGUCAGGAAUCCACUCCUCCUGGGCAAACUGGAGAAGGAAGCUCUUUAUCACCUGGUCAGGAAUCCACUCCGCCUGGGCAAACUGGAGAAGGAAGCUCUUUAUCACCUGGUCAAGAAUCCACUCCUCCUGGGCAAACUGGAGAAGGAAGCUCUCUACCACCUGAUCAGCAACCCUCAAGUUGGCCGAAUCGCACAAUUAAAUUUAAAGGCUUCAAUGAAGGUGGUAAGGGUCUCAAAGAUCAGGAAGGAACUGAGCCCAAGGAAGGCAGUUCGCUGUCACCUGGUCAGGAAUCCACUCCUCCUGGGCAAACUGGAGAAGGAAGCUCUUUACCACCUGGUCAGAAAUCCACUCCUCCUGGGCAAACUGGAGAAGGAAGCUCUCCACCACCUGGUCAGGAAUCCACUCCUCCUGGGCAAAUUGGAGAAGGAAGCUCUUUAUCACCUGGUCAGGAAUCCACUCCGCCUGGGCAAACUGGAGAAGGAAGCUCUUUAUCACCUGGUCAGGAAUCCACUCCGCCUGGGCAAACUGGAGAAGGAAGCUCUUUAUCACCUGGUCAAGAAUCCACUCCUCCUGGGCAAACUGGAGAAGGAAGCUCUCUACCACCUGAUCAGCAACCCUCAAGUUGGCCGAAUCGCACAAUUAAAUUUAAAGGCUUCAAUGAAGGUGGUAAGGGUCUCAAAGAUCAGGAAGGAACUGAGCCCAAGGAAGGCAGUUCGCUGUCACCUGGUCAGGAAUCCACUCCUCCUGGGCAAACUGGAGAAGGAAGCUCUUUACCACCUGGUCAAGAAUCCACUCCUCCUGGGCAAACUGGAGAAGGAAGCUCUCUACCACCUGAUCAGCAACCCUCAAGUUGGCCGAAUCGCACAAUUAAAUUUAAAGGCUUCAAUGAAGGUGGUAAGGGUCUCAAAGAUCAGGAAGGAACUGAGCCCAAGGAAGGCAGUUCGCUGUCACCUGGUCAGGAAUCCACUCCUCCUGGGCAAACUGGAGAAGGAAGCUCUUUAUCACCUGGUCAGAAAUCCACUCCUCCUGGGCAAACUGGAGAAGGAAGCUCUUUAUCACCUGGUUAG
Cylicocyclus nassatus is the source of this 5190-nucleotide messenger RNA. The record is from the annotation of a GenBank genome assembly. NCBI's taxonomy places the organism in Eukaryota, Metazoa, Nematoda, Chromadorea, Rhabditida, Strongylidae.